Uloborus diversus is the source of this 732-nucleotide messenger RNA. RefSeq lists its product as uncharacterized. The coding region runs from base 1 to 732 and encodes 243 amino acids. The record is from RefSeq and is a predicted model, not a curated record. The transcript has 2 exons. Lineage: Eukaryota; Metazoa; Arthropoda; Arachnida; Araneae; Uloboridae.
AUGGAGAAGGAGAGCAAUAAUCAGUUGCCUUUCCUCGACGUUCUUGUGACGAAAAAGGAAGACGGGACGCUCGGCCACCAAGUGUACCGCAAGCCCACACACACAGACCGUUACCUUCAUAAGAACUCAAACCACCACCCGAGACAAAAAAUGGCUGUCAUCAAUACCCUUAUGCACCGAGCAGAAAGAAUCUGCGAAACGACACAUUUGAAGGAGGAAAUGAAACACCUUGAGCUAGCAUUUCAAGCCAAUGGAUUCACUGUAGGAGAAAUUAGAAGAGCCCUUCAUCCCAGGAGGUCCCUAAAUAACGAACAGAAGUCUACCCCAUCUGAACCAUUAGGGAAAGUGUUCUUACCCUACCUACACAAAGUUACUGACCGAUUUGGAAAACUCCUUGAAAAACACAACAUCAAGACCAUUUUCAAGCCCACCACUCAAGUUAGGAAUUGUUAUCGCCCGCUGAAGGACCCCCGUGACCCUUUCUCCACAUCUGGAGUUUACAAAAUUCCGUGCUCCUGUGGAUCAGUUUAUGUCGGAACUACGAAGCGCAGCAUCAAGACACGCCUUUCUGAGCAUGUUCGUCAUUGCCGUUUAGGAAACUAUGAUAAGUCAGCCGUAGCCGAACACAGCCAACAAGAAGGAGUCCACAACAUCAAAUUUAAAGACACAGAAAUCUUGGCUGCAACAUCUCAUUAUUUUUCCAAAUUAUGUGUUGGAGGAAUCUUCCGCUAA